AUGUCGAAUGUGGCGGAAGUCAUCGACGUGCCUCUCAAGAAGGAUUUGAUGGCCAAAUUUGAGUCCAGGUUAAUGGCGCCUCCAUCCGACGUCGAAGAUGCAUCAACUUCUACAGUCAAGAAGCCACAAACGACGGGAGAAUCACGUAUUGAUAAGCAAGACAACGUGUUGGAUUCACAAGAAGCCCUACAGGCGUCGAUGGUAAACUUACCACCACAUGCACGACCAUUCUCCGAGCCAAACAACGACACAGUCCAUUUGGAUGAGAUCGACCACACCCCGUCCCCUGCAGCCCUCUUCUACUCUUUCCUUCUUCAAACGAAACUCGCACCAAACACCACCGUCGAGCUGCAAUGGUUGCUCUCCCUUCUUGUCCAGAAAAAGCGGGACGCUGAAGCAACUUAUGCCAAGCAAUUUGCAUUAUCCGUCCUCAACACCAUUCCGUCGUGGCUCGAAGCGUACGGCGUGGAUGUGCUGAAACUUGUGAUCGAAACAUUCCAAAAAGCACUCGUUGCUACACCGUUGACCGAUCGUUUCGUGCAAUAUUUGGAGCAGUAUGAAGGUGAUCGCGCGACAGAAAGCCAAUUGGCUGGAGCACCACUUCCCAUCGAAAGUGAAGCAAUCCCGUCAACCCAUCGCAAUUUUGCGUUGCCAUUUCGAGAAGACACAGAUUCGAGGCUACACUUCCGCACUCCUCAGGAAAGCAUUAUCUUUACCAAUCGGGAAAAGGCGCGGGACGGGUUUCUUGCCCUCCUUCGGUCGUGGCAGAACGCUCGAUCGGCCAUUCGACGGCAAGAAGAUCAAAUUGUGCGGCAGUCGGCAUCGGCUGUGUUAGAUGAUCUGGUUGUGGAAAACCACUGGUGGUUUGCCCAAUUGUUUGUGAUGGAAUUGCUCCAAGUCGCAGUGAACCCCGUCGGCGAAUACGACCACGACCUCGUCCUCAAGAUCAUUCACGACGACAAGCAACUUAAGAACGCUGACCGAUUACGCAAAUUGCACCAACGCUUUACCCAUGUGCAGUCGUCGAAACAGACCAACUUGACGUUGGAAAAGCCAGGACCACUCGAUGCCUCAGGACAUGACCCAGCCGUGGACGACCCAUCGGCGUUUUCAGACAACCAACGGUUCUUCUAUGACUUUUUAGUUGCUACCAACCACUUUCAGUUCUCGUCGCUUGUGGCAAUGGUGCUUCAGGCCAACUUAAGCCAAACUCUUGCGACGUUUCCGAACACAUCGUCCAUUACUACCAUGCGAAAACAAUUCAGCGUCAAAGUGCUUCAAGCCAAGUUGCUGGGUAAGUUUCUCGGGUGGCUGCACUACGCUCCCUGCUGGGCAUCGCCAUGGCCGAGCAAGCACAAUGCUGCCAUGGAAGCCGCGACGCGCGAUGCUAUCAACAUGCGAAACCACGUCCAAGCACCGCUCGACGUUGCGUCUUACCUGGAGAUGGCGAUUACCGAUCACACAUUGAUGGCGCACAUUCCAUGGGUUUGCGACUACAUGGUGAUGGUUUCCAAGGAUCCGAUUGCGUGCGAUACGUUGUACUUCCAAAACGUGAUUGCAAAGUUGCAUCAAAUUUACUGCUCGCGUCGAUUGAAUCAAUUGCCGCGAGAGAACGCAUGGUUCUUAUCGUUGCAAUUGGAAGCUUUGUUGAAAGGCAAACACCAGCACUUGAUGUUUGCACGACUCCAGCACUCCACCACCGCUCUCGAUGAUCAAACCUUGUCAGUGCUGGAUGAACCGUGCCAAGGCAUGGAUGCAACGACGUUUCUCGUCAACAACUUGUUUGUCCAGUGCUGUGUCCAGGAUGUGCCUACAUUUCGUCGAUUUCUGCAAGCGAUCCACCAAGAUGAUAAACACGCCACCAGCCGCAAGGUCAAACUACGCCCUUUGGUCAUUCAAGAACCGUCACUCCUUGCACCGUCGUCAGACUCUCCACCGCCCAACACCAUUUCAACCACGAAGACUGCAUCACCGAAACAACGUGUGGAGUCUGCGCUGACCAUCGCAUUUUACAAGCAAUACCCGAGCGUUCAGCCCACGAUAGAGUUCGUUGUCGACACGACCAUGACGAAUGUGUGCCAUUUUGCCAACACGACGCUACUUCAGCCAGCUGCCGCGGCAUUUGUUGAGCGGCUCUUUGCAAAAGUCGAUCCGUCGCUUCCUAAAGACGAUCAGACUACCUGGAUGACUGCGCAGGUUCGACUGCAUCUACCAGCAGCCAAAACCCAGGCGUGCCGCCAAGCCCGUGAAGCUUCCCAGCCGUUUUGCAAGCAUCACAUUCCAUUAGCUAUGCAAUCUCUGUUGUCCCCAACCUUACCCAACUGUGUGAAGACCAUUGCGAUCGAUCUUGCCACGGAGCGGGCAGUCGCGAGUCUCGAGACGUUGGUCGAAACAAGUUUGGCCAUGGAGUUCUCAAAGCAUAUUGUUGCUCGCAUGCGAAAGUUGAAAAAGGAAACACCACCGCCUGUACCCGCGUCGACUGUAUCCACUUCACUGGAUGGAUUGUAUGCCCUCUCCAAGCUCAUUCUUGACACUCCCGGCGACAAAACUUCUCACGUCCAUGCAUUCGCUGACCUUGCGACGUGGCUUACCGUCUCCCCAAUUGUACUGUGUUGUUUGUUCGACACCGUUCCCCACAUUCCCCUUGAAGAUCCAUCCAUCUCGUUCGACAUCGUGCGCAUUCUCCGCCACAUCCUCAAAACUCCCCAAACGUUGAAGGAAGUGAAUGACUUUGCUACGUCUCUGGUGACAUCGACUGUAUCAGCCUCGUUGAAGCGGGACAAACCCGAGGCCGCGGUCCAGUUCAUCAAACUGGUGUGCGAUGAAUGGCCAUCCCUAGGCGGGUCAAUCCAAGCUAUUCUCGUCGAGCACGUCUCGACUUCAACGGGUAUCAUCCAACAGCUCUUCUUGCACAGUCGUGUAAUGUUUGCCUCCGCGAUGGCAAGCGCACACGUGGUUGGUUGUGUCGAUCAUCUCAUCCCCCAAUAA
Molecule: messenger RNA, 2988 nt
Organism: Aphanomyces invadans
Lineage: Eukaryota; Oomycota; Saprolegniomycetes; Saprolegniales; Verrucalvaceae
Exons: 6
Coding region: 1-2988 (995 amino acids)
Biological process (GO): chromatin organization
Cellular component (GO): nucleus
Source: RefSeq, a predicted model, not a curated record